UCCACUUCCUCAUCAUUUCUCCUUCUCCUCUUCAUCUCCAUCUCUCCACUUCCAAACAACUCCAACAAUCAAUCCAUGGCCUCCAUCACUCACCUCCUCCCAUCCUCUUUCAAUGGCCUAAGACCCCUCAAACCCACAGACCAGUACUCUUCCCUUCUCCUCAAACCCUCCACAUCCAUCACCACAAAACUCAAUUCCAAAUCCCUCCCAAUAAAACCAGUGAUCAAGUCAGCACUCAGUGCUCCAAUAGUGAUCAGCCUCAGCACUGGCUUGUCCCUCUUCUUAGGCCGUUUUGUCUUCUUUGCCUUCCAGAGAGAGAAUGUGGCCAAGCAAGUGCCCGGCCAGAACGGAAAAACUCACUUCGAAGCCGGCGAUGAGCGGGCAAAGGAGUUCUCCAGCUUGCUCAAGUCUAAUGACCCUGUGGGCUUCAAUAUAGUUGAUGUUCUUGCAUGGGGUUCCAUUGGCCACAUUGUUGCUUACUAUAUUCUUGCCACCUCUAGCAAUGGCUAUGACCCCAACUUCUUUUAAUUAUUGAUGCACACGUUGCAUGGCUUUGCAUGGCUCUUUGUUAAUGACGUUGUUGUAUGUACAUCUUUAGGGCUGUGUAUGUUCUUGGGGGGGAGAGAUAUAUAUAUGUGUGGAGUAUAUAUUUUGUUUGCAUUUAUUUUUUUUUUUGAAAGAGUACUACUUUCUUUUGUGUGUAUAUUUGUCUUUCUAAUAAAUUAAUUAAGCUGUAAUUAAAUCAGCUGUAUUUGCUUAAGUUCUUGGGCAGAUAUAUGGAUGGAGUUUUUUA
This is a messenger RNA of Dioscorea cayenensis subsp. rotundata (Guinea yam), 793 nucleotides long. RefSeq names its product photosystem I reaction center subunit V, chloroplastic-like. Lineage: Eukaryota; Viridiplantae; Streptophyta; Magnoliopsida; Dioscoreales; Dioscoreaceae. Bases 76 to 528 code for a protein of 150 amino acids. Gene Ontology annotation, cellular component: chloroplast thylakoid membrane; photosystem I. The transcript has a single exon. The record is from RefSeq and is a predicted model, not a curated record. Gene Ontology annotation, biological process: photosynthesis.